CCAGACGAGUACUUCGCCCCCGAGCCGCGCCGCAGCCGCUGCUUCUGCGAGGGCUGCGAGAGGGGGAGGGGCGACCCCCGGGACCCCCGGGACCCCCGGGACCCCCCCCUGCCCCUGGGCUGGUGCCGCUUCAGCCUCAGGCCCAAGCCCCGGCCCGAGGGGGGAGGGGGGUGGCAGAAAUGGCCCCGGGCCUAUCACGGCACCAGCGCCGGCGCCGUCAGGAGGAGCCUCGACCGCGGGGAGCUGGUGCCAGGCCCCUGGUCGCUGCUCAGCGCCCCCUGGCGGCCCGAGCCGCCCGGCCCCGCCCCCCCGCGCUCCGGCCCCGCCCCCACGGGCUCCGGGCCCCGCCCCCCCGCCAGCCCCGCCCCCCUGGUGCUGUCCCCGGCCCUGGGCUACGCGGCCCUGGAGGUGUUCGCCAGCCGCGUCACGUUCCGGGAGCCGGGCUGGCCGCGGCCCCGGGGGGCUCAGGUGGCCUUUGAGGUUUGGGUCCGUCCGGGCUCCUUCCGGGCCGGGCCCCCCUCGCUGAGCCCCCCCCAGGGGCUGGACCCCCCCCAGGGGCUGGACCCCGCCCAGCUGGAGUGGGUCACCAAGGAGCCGGGGGCCACCGUGCUGGCCGGGCUGCUGGUCAGGGUGGACUGAGAGCCCCAAAAACGGGGGAGAUGCUCCAGAAAUUCCCCCCAAAAAUGGGAAA
Messenger RNA from Oenanthe melanoleuca, 691 nucleotides. RefSeq names its product neuralized-like protein 4. The annotation marks the transcript as partial. The transcript is spliced from 4 exons. The record is from RefSeq and is a predicted model, not a curated record. NCBI's taxonomy places the organism in Eukaryota, Metazoa, Chordata, Aves, Passeriformes, Muscicapidae.